This is a messenger RNA of Fusarium keratoplasticum, 705 nucleotides long. RefSeq lists its product as uncharacterized. Bases 1 to 705 code for a protein of 234 amino acids. The record is from RefSeq and is a predicted model, not a curated record. Gene Ontology annotation, molecular function: structural constituent of ribosome. Gene Ontology annotation, cellular component: mitochondrial large ribosomal subunit; ribosome. The transcript is spliced from 2 exons. Gene Ontology annotation, biological process: translation. NCBI's taxonomy places the organism in Eukaryota, Fungi, Ascomycota, Sordariomycetes, Hypocreales, Nectriaceae.
AUGGCUGGUGGUCUCGUCAAGUACCGGCAUCUGAGCCGCAACUCUGCGGCUCGAAUGGCCCUGUUGCGCGGUCUCGUCACCCAGCUCGUCAAAUAUGAACACAUCCACACCACUUAUGCAAAGGCAAAGGAGGCCCAGCGCAUGGCGGAGAAGCUGAUUACCCUGGCCAAGAGGGACAAUGAGCCCUCGCGGAGAUCAGCACAGGGCAUCCUAUACACGCCACACAUCCUCCUCCCUAAGCUUAUGGGAGAGCUAAGGAACCGAUACCUCACGCGUGAGGGAGGCUACACCCGUGUCGUCCGCACAGAGUCCAAGAACACCUACGACCAGGGCGAGAGCGCCAUCCUCGAGUUCGUCGACGGCCCCAAGGACUCGCGCUUCAUGAUGACGGCCAAGACGGUCGCCCGCGACCGCAUGCUCGGCCAGGAGCACACCCCCGUCACCCGGACCAACAUCAAGAAGGUGACACAGUUCCGCGGCCAGGAGCCUUUUGAGGAUAUGGUACAAAAGUUCCUGCUCCUCAAGGUCGAAGGAGACAACGUCGCCAGCGACGCCAGCGAUGCCAAGCCCCGAGAUGAGAGCAGCUUGGCAGAGGUCGAGGCCGAGAAGACGGCGGAUAAGAACGCCGAGAAGGCGAGGGAGAUGGCGGCAGGCAUUGUGCCAGAGUCAGUCAAGAAGGCGACACAACAACCAAAGAGCUCAUGA